GCGGUGCCAGUGGCCGCUGCGCGACCAUUCCUUGAGAUCCUUCUUUCGCGGCGCCUCGCUUCUUUUAGUAGUGGUUUGACUAGUAUUUACUACUCCGCCUGAUUCGAUUUCAUGAGCUGGGAUUCUUCGGCGUGCAGAUCCGGCUCCUUCGAGGCCGGCCUCAGAGCGGGCGCUUCGUCGGCUUCCUCUUCCAGCUUCCGGGAAUCCAAGCCCUCGCCUCGGUUCCAACGCAGCCGCUCCACCGCCGGCGCCUCCAAGGCAUCGCCAUCACCAGAGAAGCGUCGAGGCGCCACUGGCGGUGUGACCGGCGGCGGGGUCGGCGCCAUGCCGAUGCAGCAGCGGGUGGCGCAGCUGGAGAGGGAGCGCGACGAGAAGGCGCGGCUGGCGCAGCUCGAGGAAGACAUUAGAAGGGAACGGGAGGAGAAGGCGCGGGUGGCGCAGCUCGAGGAAGACCUGCGGACGGAGCGUGAGGACAAGGCACGGGCGAUGCGGGAGCUCGACGAGCUAAGGAAUGGCAGCGAAAGUAAAGACGCGGAGAAGGUGCAGCUUCUCGAGCGCGAGGUGGAGAAGGCCAAGGAGUCGGAGCGCAAGAUGCUCGAGUCGCUGAUAUACCAGACCAAGCAGCUGGAGCAGGCCAAGAUCGGCCUCGAGGAGGCCAAGCUAGAGAUAUCCACGCUGCAGCAGCAGCAGAGCAGCACCCGGAGCCUCGAGCCCGCCCCGGCGUCGGCGUCCGGGACAUGGCGCGGCGUCAUGGAGCAGAUGAGCGUCAAGGACCUCGUGUUCGGCGGCGGCGGCGGGGCGGACGACGAGGAGCUCCGGGCCCUGCGCGCCGACCUGCGGGCGGCGACGCAGGGCGAGGAGCGGAGCCGGAAGGCGCUGGAGGACCUCUCCGUCGCGCUCGCCGACGUCACCGCCGAGGCCAAGCAGGUCAAGCGCUGGCUCGCCGACGCGCAGGCCGGGAUGGAGGCCGCCAACGCCGAGGCCGGGCGCCUGCGCGCGGCUCUGGCCGACGCCGAGACGGGCCUCCGCGAGCAGCGCCGGCGCAGGCUCGAGGCCGAGGAGGCCGCGGCCAGCUGGGCCGACAAGGAGCGCGUGCUGCUCGGCUGCGUGCGCGCCGCCGAGGAGGAGGUGUGCCUGGCGCGGCAGGAGAACACCAAGCUGGUGGAGUCGCAGCGGGUCAUCCGCGACGAGAACGCGCGGCUGCGGGACAUACUGAAGCAGGCCGUCGGCGAGGCCAACGUCGUCAAGGAGUCGCUCGAGCUCGCCAGGGUCGAGAACGCGCGUCUCAACGACGUCGUCGACGACAAGGAAGGCGCGCUCCAGAGCCUCCGGCAGGAGUACGAGUGCGUCAAGGUCAGCGAGGCCGCCGCGCAGAGCAGCCUCAAGGAGCUCAACAGCCUGCUCGCCGCCACCACCACGGCCUGCAGCACCCCCGUGUCGUCCAGGACCGCGCCCGUCGCGCCGGCGCCGGAGCACGACCAUUACCUGCCGCCGAGCGCGCGUCUCGUCUCCAGCGCCAAGGGGUCUCCGGCGUCGCGGCGUUGGAUGGCGGAGAAGCCCCGGACACCGAGCAGCCGGAGCUACUCGGUCGGCGAGCCCGCCAAGUUCAAGGGGGUGGGCUACUCGCAGUCCGCCAGGAUGGGGAACCUCAACCCCAAGGACCGCAUGUUCGCGUCGCUCAGCAACAUUGCCGAUCUCAAGUCUGCCGCGGACUGUGCCGCCAUGGACGAUUACGACGAUGAGUUCGACCACAUCGACGAGAGCCACUACGUGGAGCACUCCAUGAACGACAAGAAGAAGCGGCCGAUAUUUCGAAAGUUUGGGGACCUCUUCAGGAGGAAAAGCUUCUACAAGGCCAAUUUAGCGCCAGUACACACUUGAAAUUUUUCUUCCCCCCAUGUAAUGUAAUGCA
Lolium rigidum is the source of this 1912-nucleotide messenger RNA. RefSeq names its product cilia- and flagella-associated protein 99-like. Bases 112 to 1881 code for a protein of 589 amino acids. The record is from RefSeq and is a predicted model, not a curated record. NCBI's taxonomy places the organism in Eukaryota, Viridiplantae, Streptophyta, Magnoliopsida, Poales, Poaceae. The transcript has 2 exons.